This is a messenger RNA of Solea solea (common sole), 5967 nucleotides long. It is a transcript of the gene espn, whose product is annotated as espin. Gene Ontology annotation, biological process: actin filament bundle assembly. The record is from RefSeq and is a predicted model, not a curated record. Gene Ontology annotation, molecular function: actin filament binding. The transcript is spliced from 13 exons. Lineage: Eukaryota; Metazoa; Chordata; Actinopteri; Pleuronectiformes; Soleidae. Gene Ontology annotation, cellular component: cytoplasm. The coding region runs from base 468 to 5087 and encodes 1539 amino acids.
CCCCUGAUGGAUUAUUGAACAGGCGCUCAGUCCCACGUCGCCAUCUGCUUUAGGGAAGAAAAAAAAAACUGCGGGAUGUUCUGAGGCACAUGAUAAACUCUGCUCAUUUGGAAUCGGGAUAAACAAACUUGUUCAUUUUUUACUGAAACAAACUCCUGCAACAGGUGUUGAGCCAGAGAUAAAAGAAACGGAUUACUGACCCACAUCGUCGGUCAAAACAUAGAAAGCAGGUCAGUUCAUCAUCAUUUCAGAAUGUAAAAGAGCCGCUGGUUACUAGUGACUGCACGUGAGUGGAUAAUGAUGCUGCUUCCAUCACUCGGAAAGAUGUGGAUUUGAUAUAAGUUUCCCGACUAAAUUAGUAACUGAACAUAACGAUGCUGGUCUCAUCCUCGCGGUGAACUGACCGAGCUGAACCCACGCAAACUAAAGGGGGAAGCAGCGGAGUGGAGGAUCAGUGUGCAGCGGUCAUGGUGGUGGAGGGGGACAGGGCGCUGCUCGCCGCAAGGCAAGGAGACGUGCAGUCUCUGAAAGCGCAGUUUGCGGAAAAAGCGCUCACCGGCGACGUCAAGGACGUGCUGGGGGCUUCGCCGGUCCACCACGCAGCCCGGGCCGGGAAACUCACCUGUCUGCGCUUUCUUGUGGAGGAGGCGGGUCUGCCGGGUAACUGCGUGGCCAAAAACGGGGCAAGCCCGGCGCAUGACGCAGCGGCCACGGGCAACCUGGCCUGCUUACAGUGGCUGCUGACCCAGGGAGGCUGUCGACCUGAGGACAGGGACAUUUCUGGUGCCACUGUUCUCCAUCUUGCAUCACGCUUUAGUCACCAUGAGAUCACUGAAUGGCUGCUGAAGAGUGGGGAGGUGGACCCCGGGGCCUCCACAGAUACAGGUGCUGUACCUGUUCACUAUGCUGCUGCCAAGGGAGACCUGCCGUCUCUCAGACUCUUACUGGGGCAUAGCCCAAGUGUUGUCAACUCCCAAACCAAGAACGGUGCCACACCACUCUACCUGGCCUGCCAGGAGGGUCAUCUAGAAGUCGUCCAAUACCUUGUCAAGGAUUGUGGAGCAGAGCCAAGCAUCAGAGCCAAUGACGGGAUGACACCACUGCAUGCUGCUGCCCAGAUGGGCCACAACACAGUCAUUGUCUGGCUGAUAAGUUUUACAGAGAUCAGCCUGACAGAUAAGGAUGGUGACGGGGCCACAGCCAUGCACUUUGCAGCCAGUCGAGGACAUGCAAAGGUGCUCAGCUGGCUGCUGCUGCACGGUGGAGAGAUUGUCACCGACAGCUGGGGAGGGACACCACUUCAUGAUGCAGCAGAGAAUGGUGAACUGGAGUGCUGUCAGAUCCUUGUGGUGAAUGGUGUGGACCUGGGCAUCAGGGACCAGGAUGGCUUCACAGCAGCAGACCUGGCCGAAUACAAUGGCCAUUCCCAGUGUGCCAAGUAUCUGCGCACUGUGGAGAAUAUGAGUGUUGAGCACCGUGUUUUGUCCCGGGACCCCUCAACGGACCUAGAGUACAAGCAGCCAGACUCAGGGCUCUCAUCCCCAAACACCACCAUGCCCCCCACCAGCCAGGUAGCACACUUUGACAUCGGUUCUCCAUCCAGCUCCUUAUCCAACUAUGACUCAGCCAGCUCCAGCCAGUCCAGCACUGGGGAGAAGAGGAGCAGCCUAACAACGUCCCGAGGCCCACCUGCUAAACUGAACACAGUUGCACAAACAGGUGCAUCAGAGUCAGCCAUUUCAGAAAUGCAAGCAUACAUGGAUAUGCUAAACCCAGACUUAGGCUCAGACGUGAUUAAAAAUAAUGACGCUGCAGCAUCUAACCCACCACCGCCGCCACCACCACCACCACCAACCUAUCCACCCCCAGCUCCCCCAGCAUGUCCUCCGGCACCUCCUCCACCCCCGAGCUACCCAGCACCCCAGCCCCCUCAGGAGCCAUCAUCAGCCGAGUUCCUGAAGGUGAAAAGCAACUUGCGGCAUGUAGAGAGCAAAACCAACAAGGAGCUCACAACUGGAGAAAGCCACGAGAAGUUGCGGCGUGUGGAUUCAAACAGGAAAUCAAGGAGCUUCUGCAAGCAGCCCAGUACUGGAGACUACUACAAGACCCUGGGCAGCGACACCAACGAGCGUCGUGGGAGCAAAGGCAUGGCGCCCAAUGAGGAGGGCUCAAUGUUAUUGGAGGAACCAAACAAUAGCCCCACCCACAGCUCAGAGAAUGGCACCACAGAGGAGUCAGGCCCGCCUCCAACUCCACCACCUCCACCCCCUCUUCCACCAAGCAACCCAACGCCAAUGCCCCCUCCUCCUCCUCCACUUCCCCCAGAGACGCCAGCCACCCAGAAUAAUGUGGGUACUACCUCCACCAACCAGCGACGUCAGUCUUCAUCGUCUGGAAGUGGGGAUUACUCUGCCUCUAAAGCAGAGGGAGCACUAAGAGAGAUGAAGUGCGCAAAAUCUUUCAACAUGAUGUCCCCCACUGGUGACAACUCAGAGCUGCUGGCAGAGAUCAAAGCAGGAAAGAGCCUCAAGCCCACACCCCACAGUAAAGGCUACACCACUGUCUAUUCCAGCAGUGGACCCACAGGCAACAAUGAAAACUCUACAUCUCCACCAGAGACCCGCACAUCUAGCCCACCUGCCACCAAGCCAUCAUCCCCUCCACCAUCCAGUACACCUGUCACCUCCCCACCCAGCACCCCUUGUCCCAGCGACCCAAGUCCCAGCCCCAGUCCCACUGGCUCUGGAAGUACCAAAAUCAUAUCAACGUCUUCGAGCUAUGAGCGGCUGCCCUCUAACUCUGUGAUCAAUGGAAACAGUGGCGGUGGCAAGACAGGAGCAGACUCAGGACGGAAGACAAGCCUUGCAGAUGUGGAGGCACUAGUGCCCACUCACGAUGAACAGGGAAAAGCAAUACCUGAGUGGAAAAGGCAGGUGAUGGUGCGUAAGCUUCAGGUCAAGAUGCAAGAGGAGGAAGACCAUAAACGCAAGUUUGCGGCUAGUGGGCACUACCAACCUCAGGAAUGGCAUUACUCCCACAUCCACAAUGCCAUUUUGGGGCCAUUUGGAGAACUGAUGACAGAGGAUGACCUAAAUCGUAUUGAGAAGCAAAUUGAGAACCUGCAGGUCAUGCAUAAGGUCUCAGAAAUUGAAAAGGAGCUGGAAGAUUUAGAGCGUCAGCUUCGCCAACUCCUACCAGUUUCUGCAGCCCUCAAUCAAGGACAGUUCUCAGUUAAUCCAAAGCAAGUACAUGGUCAAGCUGAGGACCUUCCAGCCUGGUGCAGUAAGAUUUCUACACUACUUAAGAGUAUGGCCAUUCUUCUUGCUACCCUGGGGGGAAAAGAGAUCGAUAUCUUGGAUCUUGUAUACUCGGGCAAUUCUCAGCAAGAGGAAAGGAAUUUGAGCAAAGGUCAGUCUGAACUAGCAGGAUCAGCUGCCACUGGAGUUAUGGGACGCUCUCAGUCCUUCUCAACAAGAGAGGAAGUGGAGAAGGAGAUAAAGCAGUGUGGAGUCUCAGUGAAGAACCUCAAAGCCAAUUAUGAAAUUCAGAAUCAGUCACAGUCUGCAGAAACAGCAAAUAGAGUAUACAAACGCAAGAGGUCACUCCCUAUGGUAAGUGAGUCUAGUAACCCUCCAAUUCAGGACACUGUCCCUUGUUCCUCUGCUACAGUCCUUGAAUGCAAUACAAAUGGAAAUUUACCAACAGUAGAAGAAUCAGUCUCACCAGUAACUGAAGAACCUCUUACCAUUGUAUCUCAUGCUCCUCUGACAUAUGCACCCCAUGAGAUAAUGGCUCCUACUAACAUUGAGCAGUUCAAUCACGUUCUGUCUGCAGACCCAAUUUUAAAUGAUGAUCAACUUACAAGAAGCUUGGAGGUGCAGACAGAUAUAAGUUAUGUCCAAGAAUGCAUCGAAAUGAGGAAAGAGAGAAUUGUUUUCCUGUUCCUUGAACACUGGCGGAAGUACACCAUCUCUGAGUCUUAUCGGACUAAAUAUGCAGGUAAGAGAGGGAAUCAUUUAGAUGUGGGCUUGGAGGACUACAAUCAGUUUAGUGCACAAAUUGGUGGGGAUAUACAGAGUGAAGACGACAAACUCCUACUUUUCAUGAAGUCAAAGCAGGUAGUUGGAAAUCUGAUCGGCCACUGGAGGACAAUCAUGAGUCAAGUGCCCACACGCCAGAUUCGUAGGCUGAGUCGUGCCCAGAUGAUCUACUGGCCAGAACACUUCUUGCCACACAUCAAUGGUUCACCCGUGAGCUAUGAGAGCCUAACCCUCGACCUUUUUAUGCUUGGAUACUUCCAGUUGCUGGAAAUGAACAUGUCUCGCAAUGAGCGCAAAUUUCGCCAUCUCUUGUGCUACGAGAUGUUUGACCGUCUUGGUACCCAUAAAUGGGAGCUCAUAAGGCAGUUCCACAAAGAGGUCAUGGAGGAAAUUGAGAGAGGGGGGCGAGACUGGGUGGAUGGUUUUGAAGACAUAAAGCUCAAGUAUUUUGGUGACUCUGAUGAGGGGGGAGGUGUAAUGACAGCUUCACUACACUGCAUGUCUCCUGAUAUGUCAGUUAUGCCAAUGCAGGAGUCUCUCCCUCCACCACCUUCACACCCUCCACCCCCUCCACCACCAACACAUCCUGCACCCUCACAUCCAAUGUCAACUCCUCCUAUGCAAACUGCCUUACCAACCUCACCAGAUGUUUCCUUAUCACCACCUGCUGCAGCCCAGGAAAGUGAAUCUGAUAAAGGCAUUUCAAAUGAUACGGUGGUUUCUAAUGGGAAAAGCUCAGAGCAGGACCAUAUGCAGAGCGUGACGACUAAAACUGUACAAAACUCUGACGCAACAGCUAAACCUGAGACAACGCAGGACACAAUAGAAAGCUCAGAACUAGAUCCAGUUAGAAAUAUUCCAACUGCUACUGUUAAAGUCAUAGAUGAACCUCAUAUUGAUAAACCAGCUCUAAGAGAUGAACCUAAUGAAGACUCAAUUAAAGUUAUCUAUGAGUUAAAAGAGUUUAGCAAUGAGGAAAUAAUCAGAUACAUUGACAGAAGCUUUGCUUUCUGGAAAGAAAAGGAAGCUGAGCUUUUUGAUAUCUAACAGCUAUGAAUUCAGGGUUACUAAAAGCCUAGUUCACCUGAACAAAGAAAGAGGAAGCAGGACCAGGAAAACCGAUCUGCACUGUGGAUUAUGCUGAGAAAGGAAACUAAUCUGGUGUGUUACAUGUAGAGCACAUGAGGGACUUAAGUGCAGCAAAGCAAAGAGCAUCCACUUAGCUAAGCUGCCUUCAUCAUAUGCAUGUACAUUAUUGCUUGAAAAGAUAGCAUGUGAUGUCAGGAGACAGAUUUGCUCCAACCAUUUCAUUUGAUUUUGAAUUGUGUUGAACCAAGUGCUUUUUGAAACUAUGAUGAUCAAUUGCCAUGGUACACUGCUUCAAGGAGAAUGAGUUUUUAAAGCAAGAGAUUUGCCAUAAGUUGAAGUGUAUUGUGUAUUAAUUAUACUGUCUUUGUUAUGAGGGAUAUAACCAGUUAUACUGCAAACUUGGUUUGGCAGCUAAAGAAAACUUUUUUCGAAACAUAAUUAUUAUUUUAAAGUGCACUUUGUUGCAAGACUCAGAACUAAGUCAUGAGUUUAAGGUUAUUAGGUGGUUCAUAAAUGGCCUGUGUAUUCAAGUCUGAUUUGUGGAUACAGUGUCCCACUUAAGUAUCCAUUACAAAGAUUAACAAUUUGGUAAAUGCAAGGCCCUGUUACUUUAACAACUAAUUGAACAACUAAUUCAGAACUUGAAAACUACAUUUCUGUCAGCCAAAUCACCUGACAAAUGUAUUAUCUGAUUUGAACAUAUUAACAGUUUGUAGUCCAAUUAUAAUUGUGGUGUUUGAGAGAUUUGCUCAAACCUUCCAUAAUUUAAUUUGUGUUCCUUUAUUAUUUGAUUUCUACAUUGCUCUUAGAAAUAAAGCUUGACAUUUUUGCGAUGAUA